Messenger RNA from Gopherus flavomarginatus (Mexican gopher tortoise), 3507 nucleotides. RefSeq names its product sulfotransferase 1 family member D1-like. Gene Ontology annotation, cellular component: cytoplasm. The transcript has 8 exons. Lineage: Eukaryota; Metazoa; Chordata; Testudines; Testudinidae. Bases 2522 to 3409 code for a protein of 295 amino acids. The record is from RefSeq and is a predicted model, not a curated record. Gene Ontology annotation, biological process: sulfation. Gene Ontology annotation, molecular function: sulfotransferase activity.
GACGGAGUUUAGAGAGGUUAUGAAGACAGAAAACCCAAUAAUAAUGGGGGAUUUCAACUGUCCUCAUAUUGACUGGGCACAUGUCAUCUCAAAAAGGGAUGCAGAGGUAAAAUUUGUAGACACAUUAAAUGACUGCGUCUUGGUUCAGCUUGUCCUGGAACCCUCAAGGGGAGAGGCAAUUUUUGAUUUUAAUCCUAAGUGGAGCACAGAAUAUGGCCAAGAGAGGUAAAUAUAGCUGAACGUCCCAGUAAUAGCAACAAUGAAGUAAUUAAAUUUAACAUUCUUGGAGGGGGAGAAAUGCCAAAGAAACCCACCACAAUAGCAUUUAACUUCAAAACAAGUAACUACAAAAAAUGAGGAAGGUAGUUAGAUGGCAUUUAAAAGGAACAGUUACAAGUGGGAAAUGCCUACAAACUGCAUGGAGACUAUUUAAAAGCACCAUAACUGAGGCAGUAAAAGGACCAAAAAAAUUCCACCAUGCUUAAGCAGCUGAAUAAAAGAGAUGAUUAGAGGCUAAAAGGUAUCCUUUAAAAAUUGGAAAUUUAAGUCCUAGUGAGGAAAAUAGAAAGAAGCAUAAACUCAGGCAAGUCAAGUGUAAAUGUAUAAUAUAACAGACCAAGAAAGAACUUGAAGAGCAACUAGCUAAGUACACAAAAACUAACAGCAAAAAAAGUACAUCAGAAGCAGAAAUCCCGCCAAACAGUCAGUGGAUCCUCUGGAUGAUUGUGUUGCUAACGGUGCUCUCAGAGAUGACAAGGCUCUGGCAGAGAAGCUAAAUUAAUGUUUGAAUUGGUUUUCACUGAAUAGGAGGGGAGAUCCCCACAUCUGAGCCAUUCUUUUUAGGUGACAAAUCUGAGGAACUGUUGAUUGAGGUGUCCGUAGAAGAGGUUUCAGGACAAAUUGAUAAAUUAAGCAGUAAUAAAUCACCAGGACCAGACGGCAUUCACCCAAGAGUUCUGAAGGAACUCAAAUAAAUUGCAGAACUACUAGCUGUGGUUUACUUAAAUCAGCCUAUGUACCAGAUGAUUGCAGGAUAGCAAAUGUGAUGCUGAUAUUUAAAAAAGGCUCCGCACAAUGCAGUAAAAUGGUUAAUAACUAGAAGAGCAUACGUGGCAGCAGUGAGGGUCAGUGGCUAGAGCUCUGGACUGGGAGUAAAGUGACCUGCACUCUGACAAUGACCUGCUGGGUAACCUUAACCAAGUCUGAUAAUUGUUCUGUUGAUGAGAUUUUUGUGCUGCUGCCAUAAAUUAGAGCUACUCUGACUUACACCAGGGGCCACUCUGGCUCCUGAAACAAUUUUAAGCUACCUUGGCACCUCCCAUCCCAGCUGCAAAAUCGCACCUUGUGUCUCAGCUUUUCCCUUCUGUACCAUGGGGAUGGUGAUGCUUAAUGCCAGACUGGAAGGUGCUCAGAUACCUAUAAAAACCUAUAUAAGAAUAGAAUAGAGUGCUGGAGCUCAUUAUUAGAAGCACUGAAGUGACUUAGGAGCACGUCCCGCUGAAUGUCAAUAUGACGUGUACUUCUGAGUCACUGAGGCACUUUUGAAAAUCCCAUCCGCUCACCCUCUUUUGUAAGGCACUUUGAGACCCCUGGAUGCGCUCAGUAAAAGCUAAAUAUUAUUAAUCUAAUUCCUCAUUGCCCUUUCAAUGCAAGCGAUAACAAAGUACAGUAACUCCACUUUAAAAAUAGAUAUUCAUCAUGUCUCUUGGUUACAUGAACUUAUAAAAUUGCCAAGUGCCUUUGGAAACCAUUGUUGUAUGCAGUGUUGUUGUAGCCAUGUUGGUCCUGGGGUAUUAGAGAUGCAAGAUUGGUGAUGUAACAUCUUUUACUGGACCAAUUUCUAUUGGUGAGAGAGACAGAGAUGAGACCUGAAGAAGAGCUCUAUCUAAUUUGGAAAGCUUGUCUCUCUCACCAGCAGAAGAAGUUGGUCCAAUAAAAGAUAUUACCUCCCCCACCUUGUCUCUCUUUUUGAACUAUUGUCCAUUUCGAUCCUAUUCUUGAGACUUUCCUUCUUAUUCUGUGGUAUAAUGAUCACCUUAAAAAUUAUCCCUUUAAUAGAGAACAAAGUUAGUUACUAUCUGCCAGUCUCUGAGUUAAUGUUCACAAUCUCGAUUGUAUUGCAAAGCUAAAGAACUGAGGGGCAGUUUAGUUGUAGGUUUUUAUUAAGUUGAUGGGAGGCUGGAUCCCUUUCUGAGCAGUAGCUCUUGCACUCAGGGAGCUUUUGCCUUCAGGCUUCCAAGUUGAUCACACAUCCAGCUUUGUACUCUGAACUCUAAACUUAUCUUCAAAAAACAUCUUUUGAUCACCACUUCCUGGAAAUAAAAUCUCGGGAGCCAGACUCCGCCUCUCAGAAGGCGAAUCGUGUAACAUAGCACUGGGGAAGAGGAAAGGAGUGCAGCUAAUCUUAGAAAACAGCAACUGAAUGACGAAGAAAACUGCUAGAGCCCAGAAGGGAUCCUAGGCUCUGAUCAGUGAAAAAGCCUACAACAACCAAACUGAAUACACACCCAGCAUUACCAGGAUGGAAAAUGAUGCAAGUGUAUUAAGGAGGAAAUUAGAAAUGGUCUGUGGUGUUCCCCUAUUCUGGAGUAUUGUUGAAGAAUGGGCCCAGGUGGAAUCAUUCCAAGCGAGGCCAGAUGAUCUUCUCAUUUCCACCUACCCGAAAUCAGGCACAACCUGGAUCAGUGAAAUUGUGGACAUGAUCUAUAACAACGGUGAUGCAGAGAAGUGUAAACAGGAUGCGAUUUACGUUCGGGUCCCUUUCAUGGAGCUGAUCAUCCCAGGAAUUUCAAAUGGUGUCGCACAGCUGGCUAAAAUGCCCUCUCCCCGAUUAGUAAAGACCCAUCUUCCUGUUCAACUCCUUCCUGAUUCCUUCUGGGAAAACAACUGCAAGAUCAUCUAUGUUGCCCGAAAUGCCAAGGAUGUGGCAGUCUCUUAUUACCAUUUCUACCAAAUGGCAAAGAUGCAUCCAGAGCCUGGCACCUGGGAUGAAUUCCUGGAGAAGUUUGUAACUGGGAAAGUUGCGUUUGGAUCUUGGUAUGAUCAUGUGAAAGGCUGGUGGGAGAAGAGAAAGGACAAGCCGAUUCUGUACCUGUUCUAUGAGGACAUGAAAGAGGAUCCUAAAUGUGAAAUACAAAAGGUGUUACAGUUUCUGGGAAAGGACUUGAAGGAGGAUGUGGUGAAUAAAAUCCUCCAUCACACCUCAUUCCAGGAGAUGCAGAAGAACCCCACUGCCAAUUAUAAGAUGGUACCAAAAGCUCACAUGGAUCACAGUGUGUCUCCCUUUAUGAGAAAAGGUAUUGCGGGCGACUGGAAGAAUCACUUCACCGUGGCGCAGAAUGAGGCAUUUGACUCAGAUUAUAAAGAGAAGAUGAAGGGAUCGACACUGCAGUUCCGAAUGGAGAUCUGAUGCAGCAGUAGCUUCCUUCCCCCAUCUGGCUUAGGUGUUUAGUUGGCUUGGACAAGGGAGAAACUGAAAUUAAAUGGGGGCACCAAAGCAAACAGCAA